AUGAGACCAGGAUCGGGUGAUGCUACCCAACCGGCCAAGCCCCGGUGGGCAGAUAUCGAUGAGGAGGACGGACAGGAGGAGUUGGACCUCCUCCUUUUGCCGCCAAAGCAGGUGAUUGGUCCCGACGAGAAGGGGAUGAAGAAGGUGAUUGAAUACAAAUUCAAUGAAAAGGGUCAGAAGGUCAAGAUCACCACCACCAUCAGGACCAAAUCUCGCCUCAUGAGUAAGGCGGCCAUGGAGCGGCGCUCCUGGCCAAAAUUUGGUGGUGCCGUCAAUGAAGACGCCGGUGCCAAUCUGACAGCGGUUUCCAAAGAGGAGAUCAUGCUCGAACGCCCCAAGGCUCUUGGCGCCAACAAGGCACAAGAACUACCAAAGAGUACUAGUGGUAAUGGAGGAGGCAAUACUACUCUCAAGGUUUGUAGGACUUGUGGUAAGAAAGGUGACCACUGGACUGCACAGUGCCCAUACAAAGAUCUUGCCCAGAAGAGUUCCGAAGAUAUUAGCUCAUCCGAGGCAGCCACAACUAGCAAGAUUGGUACAUACGUUCCUCCGGGUUUGAGAGAAGGAGUGAAGAGGGCUCUGAGGAAUGAUGAAAAUUCAGUUCGGGUCAGCAACCUUUCGGAGGAUACCCGGGACCCCGAUUUGCAUGAACUUUUCAGUCCUUUUGGUGCCAUAAGCCGUGCUCAUGUUGUUCUUGAGAGAGACACCCAAGUUAGCAGAGGAUUUGGUUUUGUUAACUUUCUCAACAAGGAACACGGCCAAAGAGCCAUAGACAAACUCAAUGGGUAUGGUUAUGACAAUCUCAUCCUUCGGGUAGAAUGGGCCACGCCCCGGCCCAGGCCCAAUUGA
This is a messenger RNA of Rosa rugosa (rugosa rose), 849 nucleotides long. RefSeq lists its product as uncharacterized. The record is from RefSeq and is a predicted model, not a curated record. Bases 1 to 849 code for a protein of 282 amino acids. NCBI's taxonomy places the organism in Eukaryota, Viridiplantae, Streptophyta, Magnoliopsida, Rosales, Rosaceae. The transcript has a single exon. Gene Ontology annotation, molecular function: RNA binding; translation initiation factor activity. Gene Ontology annotation, cellular component: eukaryotic translation initiation factor 3 complex; cytoplasm.